Molecule: messenger RNA, 5091 nt
Organism: Bombus terrestris (buff-tailed bumblebee)
Lineage: Eukaryota; Metazoa; Arthropoda; Insecta; Hymenoptera; Apidae
Product: protein groucho
Exons: 13
Coding region: 1840-4236 (798 amino acids)
Biological process (GO): regulation of DNA-templated transcription; negative regulation of canonical Wnt signaling pathway
Cellular component (GO): transcription regulator complex; nucleus
Molecular function (GO): transcription corepressor activity; protein binding
Source: RefSeq, a predicted model, not a curated record
UUCGAGCUAGGCAGCCUGAAGCUUUUCAAGCAGUUUUUUGCAGUCGUCGACGACGGCGCUGCUGUGUAGUCGACUGGUGUGGUGUCGUCGACGGGCGCGAAGCGUCGCUCGAAGCUCAAGAGCUUUUUCUGCAUCGCGCCUUCACGGGAGUUGAGGCGGAAAGGUCGUCGAUGGUUACCACCCUAUCCAAAGGGGAUGAACGUCGAGGCUUGUAACAGGGCGUGCACGCGUGUACACGUAUACACGCCGACUGUAGAACACACACUGUCGAGUUGGAGUCACUGGGACGAAAAGAGGCUGUAGCGGAGUAGAGAAGGCAUCGACGUGGUCGAGGGUUAGGGAGAGAGGAAGGCGGGGUGUACGACAAGUAAGAGGUCGAGGAUGAAACGGACUGGCGGCGGCGAGAUAGCGAGGACGAAAAUGAGAGAAACUAAACGAGCGUGACGAGGAUGACGGAUGAGCCGAGAGCAGGCUAAACUCCAAUCUGAGAGGUUCGUGGCUACAAACGGGACGAAUGUAAACUAACCGAAAAGCGCGGGUCCACGGUAGAAGGUUUCGCCGAUUGUACCGGAACGAUGCGGUGGAAGAAUAAGCAGAGAGAUUCGGGGAACGAAAAUAACUUUAUUUGUAGCAUAAAAUAAGUUUUGCAUAUCUGGUUCCUUGUUGUUUAAUGUUCGUUUUCGGUUUGAAGUUGGGAUGAGACGGACGAGAAAGCCGAUGGUAAUUGUAGUUUGUUUGAAUUCCUUUUCGAUACGAUUUGAAGCUAGGCGGAGAAUCUUCAUGCGCGUCGAGACACAAGGAUAAUCGUUUGAAAAUAAUUCUGGAUGCCUGCAGGUAAUUUAAUUUAAUAAAUGCAUGGGGGAAGGAAUCGCGGUAGCGACAUUCGUUAUGAAGCGAUCAAAUUUGCAUGUAAUAAAGAGGAAGGUUAACAUAGGUUUUCCGGCGCGCGUUAGCAAUGUUCAGCGUGUCUGGAGUAAUAAUUUAAUACGCGCUCGGCGUAAUGCAGCUACAAACUCACCGCAAGAUCUACCGCGUGCAAAUCUCGUUUUUGUGUAAGUAAAAAUGCAAAGCGGAUCGCGACGAACGGAUUCCCUGUCUAGCUGAAACGUAGUAUACGAAGAGCCCGUCUAUGCCGCGCGCGCAACCGACCGGACCAGACGGAAAAGAGACGAACGAGCUAAGAGGCCGAUUGUCGGAGGUGCAAGAGUGAGAAAGAGAGGGAACGACUGUGCGGUUGGAUGGGAACGAGUGAGACGGAAAAGACGAGCAAAGGGGAGACCACGUGGUGUCGCGGUAAGCAGUGGGAGGGCGUAGCGGACGACGGUGCGGGAGAAGGAGAGGGAAGAGCUUCCCCUCGACUCUGCGGUUGAUUAGUUGAUACCCGUCCGUCGUCGAGGGUAGAUCGUUCGGAGUUACGUCUUACAUGUGUGUGCCGUCGGGUAUUCGUAUUGUGUAACUCUAACGUGAUUCGAUACUAUCGUAAGUAUUAUUUCCUAUUCUAAACGUACACGCGUAGCGUAUGUUGGCUUUCUUCGCGGUGUAUAUUCAUUGUGAAACGAGUAUCAAGUGAGUAGUGGCUGCCACGAGAAAGACGACUCGAAGAAGAAAGUGACAGUGCUUAGUGUGUGCUCUAGCUUCGACUAUUCUUUUCUUGUCUUGUGUCUCCUCCCGUUAUUUCGUUUUUUAUUGCUGACCAGUGAAUAAUAGUGUAUACUGGCUAUGACCUGGGAUACCGCCGGAUAUACCUGAGGAUAACGGAGACAUAUCCAUUACUCCUGACAGGACUUCGUCGUGACGGGAGGAACCAACAUAACCUCUUCGAGGGCCUCUGACGAUAAGAUGUACCCCAGUGCCAGUAUAAACGCUGCGGCAGCUGUGGCUGUGGCAGCUGCGGCACGGCACCCGGGUCCGCCACAGCCCGGACAACAAAUUAAAUUCACAGUCGGGGAAUCCUGCGAUAGGAUCAAAGAGGAAUUCAACUUCUUGCAGAACCAAUGCCACGCCUUGAAGCUCGAGUGCGAGAAAUUGGCCACGGAGAAGAUCGAGAUUCAGCGACAUUACGUGAUGUAUUACGAAAUGUCGUACGGCCUAAACGUGGAGAUGCACAAACAAGCCGAAAUAUCGAAGAGACUGAACGCUAUCAUCGGACAGAUCCUGCCCUUUCUGUCUCAGGAACAUCAACAGCAAGUUGCAACCGCUGUUGAUAGGGCGAAACAGGUCACGAUGACGGAGCUGAACUCCAUAAUUGGGCAACAGAGACCUGACAUAUCAAGACUGCUGCAGCAAAUGCAUGCUCAACAAUUGCCACCGGGGACGGCGAUAGGUGCUCAUCCAGGACUACCCGGACUUCCGGGACUAGGACCAGCUGCUGGACUUCCGGUGCCAACUUCCGCCUCCGCGGCUCUUCUUGGCCUUGGCUUAACGCCGGCUGCUGCCACAGCACCGGGCACGACAGCGGCUCAUCCAUUGUCGAUGUUGAGUAAAACGGAAUUACAUCGUGGUCAACCCGAUGAUUUAAAAAGCAAUGGCGGUCUCAGCUCGACCGAGGAAAGACACAGGAGCUCGAUAUCGCCCGGUGAUAAAUACAGUCGUCCACGCACACCGCAGGAAACGCAUCAUUCCCAUCAUUCUCAGAAUCACCAUGACCAUCCCAUGCACAUCAAGAAGAUGAAGAAGGAGCAGGACAAGGACAUCGGUCAUAGUGACGGCGAGAAAAGCGAUCAGGACCUGGUGGUGGACGAUGCCAGCGAGGGACCAACGAGUCCGGUUGUAAACGGUACUACGUCACCUCGGGAGAAUGGUUUGGACAAAGUAACACCGAUAGGUACCGGAGUUCAGACAAAGAAAGAUGUACCGCCACAUUCACCAAGAAGUGGAACGAGCAGCAAUGCGAGUACACCGUCGGCCAAGAAAAUGGAGGAACGAGAGAAACCAACGACACCGAUCUCGAAGCCUUUGACACCGACCUCGGGCUCGGCGAUCGGUGGCAGUUUGAAACCAUCGGGAUCGGCGAAGCUACUUCAGGGACCACCGCCUCCCGGUGUACCAAGCGCGUAUCCGCCACACUACGCUCCCGGCCCACCGCCUCACCAUCUGGCACCAGCUGGACAGCAUCCUCAUGUCGACAUGAUGGGUGGUUAUAACGGCUACGUGGCGCCUAGAGCACCACCUUCGCUUCAACAGCUCUACGAUCCCCAUGUUGCCAUGAGAGCUCCCAUGGGAUCCGUUGGAGUACCCGGAGGCAAACCCGCGUACAGCUUCCACGUGUCGAGCGAGGGCCAGAUGCAGCCGGUGCCCUUCCCACCGGAUGCGCUCAGCGGACAAGGGAUACCACGUCAUGCGCGGCAAAUUAAUACCCUCAGCCAUGGGGAGGUCGUGUGUGCUGUCACGAUCUCGAAUCCGACCAAAUAUGUGUAUACUGGCGGCAAGGGAUGCGUCAAGGUCUGGGACAUUGGCCAGGGCGGUACAGGAAGCACCAAGUCGGUCUCCCAGCUCGAUUGUCUACAACCUGACAACUAUAUCAGGUCAGUGAAAUUGCUACCGGAUGGCAGAACGCUGAUAGUUGGCGGUGAAGCUAGUCGGCUGAGUAUCUGGGAUCUGGCGAGUCCAACACCAAGGAUCAAGGCCGAGUUAAUCUCUGCCGCCCCCGCCUGUUACGCUUUGGCGAUCUCGCCGGAUUCGAAGGUCUGCUUCAGCUGCUGCAGCGACGGCAGCAUCGCCGUCUGGGAUCUUCAGAAUCAGACUCUGGUCAGACAGUUCCAAGGUCACACGGAUGGAGCGUCCUGCAUCGACAUUUCCGCCGAUGGUUCGAAAUUGUGGACCGGUGGAUUGGACAACACGGUUCGCUCGUGGGAUCUUCGAGAAGGCAGACAGCUCAAGCAACACGACUUCACCUCGCAGAUAUUCUCUCUCGGCUACUGUCCCACGGGAGAAUGGUUGGCCGUUGGAAUGGAGAAUUCAAAUGUCGAGGUGCUGCACGCCUCCAAUCCGGACAAAUAUCAGCUACACCUGCACGAGUCUUGUGUAUUGUCGUUGAGAUUCGCAUCGUGCGGCAAGUGGUUCGUCUCCACUGGCAAGGAUAAUCUGCUAAACGCGUGGCGCACGCCUUACGGAGCAUCGAUAUUCCAGUCGAAGGAAUCGUCAUCUGUGCUCAGCUGCGAUAUAUCAGCGGACGACAGGUACAUCGUUACCGGUUCAGGUGACAAAAAGGCUACAGUCUACGAGGUGAUGUACUGAACGACGAAACCGCAACGACCGAACACCACAACCGAACGUAUUCAUCCGACUUGGAGGACUCCCGUUGGCGUGGGUGUACAUAAUUCUUAUACGAUAUUACGAGAGACGUUUGUUGCCGUUGUUCUUGUUAUUGUUGUUGUUGUUGCUCUUGGUGAAGAAAGGGUCCGUGCAAGAAUGAAAACGAGCCGAACGAACCAGAAAUUAGAAACGCGUGAAACGAAUAAAAGAAUUCGAUGGAAAUGAACGAGACGCGAUUAGAUUAUAUUGCUCGAGCAAUUUCGUAAGAGACUUCGAAACACGUUCGUGACAUCGAAGAAACGGACGAAGCGGAAAUGAAAGACGUUGUUUCGUUCCUCGAUCGAAUUGUCCUUCUUACGAUGAGAAGAUACAGUCUCGUGAAAGAAACGAAUGUUUCUAAAACGGCAGGCUCGAAAAUGAAACAGUUCGUUUGGCUCGUUGCGCGUACAGCCGCCACUUGGGCGGUGGGAUCGCGUAUUAAUUAAAAACAAACGCUGGCAUUCGUACCGCGUUUCCCCCCUUGUACAUUUUGUAUAUACGUAUAUAUAUUAUAUAUAUUAUAUAUACAUACUUCAGUCUUUAAGUAUACCAUGAUAUUUUUCUACGUCCCCUAAAAGUGAGACGGAACGUGAGUAAUGAAAACUAAAAGAAACCACAUAUACAUACACACACAUACACAAGCGCGCGCGCGCGCGCGCACGCACGCACUCACGCACGCACACCGAACAUAAACACACGAGAAACUAAAAAAAAAUUUGUAAAUAUUGUCUGGCUUAGAGAAUAAUAACAGAAUCGUGACGAGAGACGAUUAAAUAAAAAGUGAUACUCGAUAACGAA